Molecule: messenger RNA, 2541 nt
Organism: Stylonychia lemnae
Lineage: Eukaryota; Ciliophora; Spirotrichea; Sporadotrichida; Oxytrichidae
Source: the annotation of a GenBank genome assembly
AUGGCUGGUGGUAGAGAUGUCUUGAAAAUAAUCUCAAUUGACGAGGAUCUAAAUAUGAAAAUUGCAAAGAAUUUACAUUCCAGACAGAAAAGUAACCUUGAUUAUGGAGCUAAAGAUAUUUAAUGGAAUCAAUUGAAUGAAAAAUAUGUGAUUACGUCAAGCUUCAAUAAUUCAAUCAAUGUCUGGGAUAUUGAGACCGGCUUACAAAUUAAAAAGCCUUUUAAGGAGCAUACAAAGCAAAAUAAGUUGUCCUGGGAUCCAUUCAACUAGACACAAUUUAUAUCUGGGUCAACAGACACGUUGAUAAAGCUCUGGGACAUCAAGAUGGAAUCAAGCGUGAUAACAAUGCAAAGAAUGAAGAGUAGAGAUGAUCAAGUUAACUUUGUGUAAUUCAAUCCAAAGAGACAGUAUUAAUUUGCAGCUGGUCAAGGUGAUGGUACUAUUGACAUUUGGGAUUUAAGAAUGACUUAAGCCCCUAAGUUCUCAUUCCAGUCACAUUUGAAAUAAGUCCUCUGUCUAGACUGGCAUCCUAACUUAGAAGACAUACUUAUGAGUGGCUCUGUAGAUAAAUAUGUUAAGAUCUGGAAUCUAAGGGAUGGUAAUUCAUCAAUAACAUCCUCAAAUACCCUUUUCCAAAUUCUUACUCCUUAGUCAAUUACAAAGUGUUAGUGGGUUCCAGGGCUUAAUUUGCAAUUAGCUUCUCUUAAUAAUAACUCAGCUGAUCAAUCAAGUGUAAACAUAUGGCAUUGUAAGAAGCCUUACCUGCAGCAGUACAUCUAUAAGUGCUAGAAAGAGUCAAUCCUAGACUUUGAAUGGCUUCAUAUUUCUUCUACAAUCAGACCUUAUGAAAGGUUAUGCACUACAGCUAUUGAUUACAACUUGCUCAAUGAAUUAGCAAUUAUAAAUGAUAGGAUUAUUUCUAGAGAUCCUGAUGUAUUUCUUAAUACACUUGAUGAAGAAUCUAAUAUUGAAGAGGUCUUAUAAAUCCAGCAGCAGUAAAAUCAGAUGUAGAGAGCUAAAAAACAGGGCGGGAAUUAGCAGACUAAGACCCUCAAAUCAGUCCAAGGUGAUUAUAAGGAAAGUAGCAAGUUUGAGGAUUUGAGAAUAUUCUCUAAACUCACCACAAGAUCUGAUGAGCCUCAUGAUGACUUCUCUUCUAACUUUGAGAGUUUAAGCUUAGAGCUUAAAUUUAGAUGCAGUGAUGAUAAACAAAAUGAUUUAGAGGAUAUUUGCCUCAGUAAUUCCCGAGUGGCGUAAUCAUAUGGAAUGAAUGAUGUUUCGCUUACUUGGCAAUCUCUGAGAGACUUAGCAACCGAACUCAAAAGUAUUAAUACUAGUAUUUAGCAAGCUGCAAGUAACAAACUUCAAUAUAUUUAAGAACAAAAGAUAAAGCGUGAGGUGGAAGCAGCUGGGGCAUAGGAGGAAAAAGAAACAUAGCAAAAAUAGAAGAAGACAAAAAAAAAGAAAAAUAAGAACAACUAAAUUGUUACAAAUACCCUUAUCCCAAAUGAUAUUGAAGGGGGUUUGAUAGAUGCCAAAUCCGCAGAAUAUAGGGUUGAUGCCAGAGGAAAGAAGAUAUUUGAGAAUGAUAAUAUAGAAGUACAGAUGUUUGAAGAAAUAGUAGAGGAAGAUGAAGAAGCUCAGUAAAAUUAAGAUGCAUUUGGGGUAGAUCUAAAAAAAUCGCCUAAUACAAUUUUAGAUGUUGCAGCACUAUAAAAUCUAAUGGGAUUUUCAGACUAAUCUCAGUAGAAUAUGAAACUUAGAAGGCAAUCAUCAUCUAGCUCAAAGAGGAAUAAGAAGAAGGAAGUCCAACCUAAUAUUUUCACCUAUCAAAAUUUAGGGCUACUUUUCAAUACUAACAAUAAUGGUGAGGCUGAUAUGAAAUUUAAUGUCGUAUUUGGAUGUACGCCUCAAAGGCAAAUUCCAUUGAGAGAAUAAGAAUACAAUCAUCACCUAAACAAAAAGAAGUAGGGAAAGUUAGCAAAGCCAGUUCAGCCAACUUAAGGCUAAAGGAAGUUCUAGAAAACAGUAGCAGACACCAUUGAGAGUUAUGCAAACAAUGGCGACAUCUAGACAUCAGCAUUUAUUUCUCUAGCAUUCUACAAUCUAUUGACUUAAGACCAAUUCAAAAAUUACCUAAGCAGAGUUAUAAUCACAUACUUAGAGCUUUUGAGAAAUCUGCAGAUGUUUGCUUAAGCCAGGGAAAUUAUUUAAUUUGGACCUAAUCUACCAAUAAUUGAUAAGAAAUAUAAAGUAAGGAUCCAUAUAUUAAUGUAUAAAUCUUAGAAAGACAAAGGGUUCGUAAUAUCGACUCUGUGUCAGUUCUGUGGGACAUCGGAGGAGUAGAGUAAUUCAACACAAUGUUCAAACCCCAAAUGUAAGAAGGUAUACUCAAGAUGCAGUAUUUGUAAUGUGCCAGUCAAGACACUCUAUGUGUGGUGUUAGGGUUGCUCUCAUGGUGGGCAUUACAAUCAUAUGCUAAAAUGGCUAAAGGAUAAUAACACUUGCCCAGCUGGGUGUGGUCACAUAUGCAAAUACUGA